AUGAAGAUCGCAAUCGCUCCCACUUCUUUCCAAAGAAAAGCAUUCGUGUCUUCGUUCCUUCGAGUCGAUCUUCUAUGGCUGCAACUCUCUUACUUUGCCACCCUGAGCGUUUUAGGGUUCAUCGUUUUAGCCAACUUGGAGCCAAGAAACCCUCUUGAUCGUCCCAAAAACUUCGAUCUUCUCUUCACCUCCGUCUCCGCUACAACUGUUUCCAGCAUGGCCACAGUCGAUAUGGAGGUUUUCUCAAAUACCCAACUGUUUAUCUUGUCGAUUCUUAUGCUUUUGGGAGGAGAAGUCUUCACUUCAAUGCUUGAACUCCAAAUCCAAAAGUUUAGGUUAUUAGAGAUAAAGAAGACUCGGUACUUCGACUCCAAUGGCUGUACAGAUCUUGAAAACAAUUCGAACUCUUUGAAGAACAACGGCAUAGACUUGAAGCACGAUUCCAUGAAGUUUUUAGGGUCUAUCGUCCUGAUUUACUUCCUUACUGUGCAUAUAAGUUCGUUUCUUCUAGUUUCUCUAUACAUAAGCCUUGUUCCAUCUGCAAAAGAAGUUCUGAGCAGCAAAGAUCUGAACAUAACAGUAUUCUCAACUGUUACCAUAAUCUCUACUUUCACCAACUGUGGCUAUCUCCCAACAAACGAAAACAUGAUGGUUUUCAAGAAAGAUUUAGGUUUGCAACUAAUUCUAAUCCCAUUAGGCCUUCUUGGGAACACAUUGUAUCCUGUGUUUCUUCGAAUUCUACUGUCGAUUCUACGUAAGGUGAGUGAUAAGGAGGAGUUGGAGUACGUUUUGCGAAACCACUGGGAGUUGGGGUACAGCCACUUGUUAUCAGGGUUCCGGUGUCGGUUUCUUGGCCUAACGUGUAUCGGGUUCAUAGGUAUUCAGUUCGUGGUUUUCGUAUCUAUGGGAUGGAAGUCUGAACUCAUGGAGGGGUUGAAUCCUUUGGAGAAAGUAAUAGGGUCGUUAUUUCAAGUUGUGAACACUAGGCACACCGGUGAAUCGGUGUUUGAUCUUUCGCUCGUUACUCCGGCAAUCCUUGUGUUAUUCAUCAUGUUGAUGUACCUUCCACCGUACACAUAUUUCUUGCCGAAAGAAGAUAAAGACAAUAAGUGUAAUGAAGAACAAAAGGAAGGUUUGAAUGGAUUCCUCCUGGUCUCACCACUCACCUUUUUGAUCAUUGGAAUCAUGCUUAUUUGCAUCCAAGAAGCUGAAAAUAUGCAUAAAGACCCCCUCAACUUUAGUGUCUUGAGCAUCGUUUUUGAAGUCAUUAGUGGUUAUGGAAACGUGGGAUUGUCAUUGGGAUAUAGUUGCAAACGACAACUUCAACCUGACGGAAACUGCAAAGACGCAUCGUACGGGUUCGUUGGAAGAUGGAAUGGUAUCAGCAAACUGGUUCUCAUUGUGGUGAUGAUAUUUGGAAGGGUUAAAAAAUUUCACAAGAAUGGUGGUAAAGCAUGGAAGCUAUCUUGACAUAAUAAUUAAGUCCCCUCGAAUCUCUUGUGGAUAUAGAGCUUAAUGUGUGCUAUUUUUCUUGGCUUUUUUCACUUUUUGUGCUUAAUGAAGGCGUUCUUCGCUUUUUUUAUCCAUUAAACGUUGUGCGGGUUAAG
Messenger RNA from Cynara cardunculus var. scolymus (artichoke), 1607 nucleotides. Its product is annotated as sodium transporter HKT1-like. Gene Ontology annotation, cellular component: plasma membrane. Gene Ontology annotation, molecular function: sodium ion transmembrane transporter activity. The transcript is spliced from 3 exons. The coding region runs from base 1 to 1470 and encodes 489 amino acids. Gene Ontology annotation, biological process: monoatomic cation transport; transmembrane transport. Lineage: Eukaryota; Viridiplantae; Streptophyta; Magnoliopsida; Asterales; Asteraceae. The record is from RefSeq and is a predicted model, not a curated record.